AUCAUAUACUAAUGUAUUUACCAUGUCGUCUGCUACACUCAUUCGUUUUUCUGAUUUUCGCUCUUCUAUCUGUCGCAUCUGUUCAUGCAGGCAGUAAUACCGCUGCUUCGACAGCUUUCAUUGACACAGGUGUCUUAGUCAACGGCUUGGGCGAGUAUUAUGAGAACAUUGUCGAUCAAGUCAUGGAAAUCACCACCGAAGAUAUUAUUACGGCUGCUCCACAAGCAUUCACAUCCAUUCACAAAACCCAUGAGGUGAUCGGCAAUGUAGAUCAACCAAGCGCAUCACUAAAUUUUGUACAUUCUCUUCGCGCCCAUCUCAAUCUCAUGCGUUCCAACUUGCUGGCUUCAAUCCGUCCACUAGUAGAAUCCGAUCUACCUAUAUCUGUUCGCCAGAGUAAUAAGAACGAUAAUUAUAAUUUACCGUCAGCCCGUAUUGCUGCUGUCGAACUCACAGAAGAUGUUUUCAUGAUGAACCAACGGCUUGCUAUACAACUGGGGCUCAUUAUAAACGCAGAACAAGCGGCGCCUUUAAUCAUCCAGCAAUCCUUGCCAUACAGCUCAAAAGCUACAGUUUCACGAGCAAGCGAUGGACAGCAAAGGUUUUACGACAGUGGACAUUCCUCGGAGAAUCAAUGGCUCCAAGAACACCAAGCGCUGGAUGAUUGGCUCCGUACUUGGUUGGAAGACAUUCAUCAAACUUUGUCCAUCGAAUUUGAUGACCGGAUACAGGAUGCGAUUCAAUUCAUCAUGGAAGACUUUCUCCUUGAUGAAUAAGAACUCCUCCGAAGCAAGUUUCAACUUGGAAAUGAAAAUGCAAUCAUACCCCUUUUAUCCAUGCAAUUAUUUUCACCAAUACAUACUAGUACCUUUACAUUCAAAACAUAAUAU
Molecule: messenger RNA, 890 nt
Organism: Radiomyces spectabilis
Lineage: Eukaryota; Fungi; Mucoromycota; Mucoromycetes; Mucorales; Radiomycetaceae
Exons: 2
Coding region: 12-776 (254 amino acids)
Source: RefSeq, a predicted model, not a curated record